AUGCUACUGGCAGUACUACUCCUGUUUCUAUGCGCACAAUGGGAGUACGGUAGCGCAAAGCGGACCGUAUGCAAGGACAAGGAUAUGAAUUGCCCGAACUGGGUUGCCCAAAAUUCCACGGAUUGCGACGUCGAGACCAGCCACACUUUUUUACUAUGCGAGAGAUCGUGUCAAAAAUGUGGAGGACCUGUCCCUGCUGAAUACGAUCUUAAAAAGGUCCCAAAAGAAUUGCAACAAGUCGCAUUUCUCAUCGGAAAAUGGCGAAGCGAAUUUGGCGGCAAGGCUUUUUUCCCGACGAUUCCAAGAUUUACGUACGGGGAAGAAAUGUCAGUAAAAUUAACGCAUCACAUCGUACAACCGCCCACUUUAAAUUACACAGCAUUUGCUUGGGAUGCGUCAGAUGAAAACAUUACCGAAUUACACUCUGAAAAUGGGUAUAUUGCCGCCGAGAUGCCUACAGAAAAUUCGACGCUUGUAUAUUUAACCACAGCCAUGAGCAAUGGCUUCAUGACGGUUGAAAUUGGGGAUGUGCAAGAAAACGCGGUCAAGUUCAAGCUGCGCAAGAUCGGGCGAAUUUCUUUUAGUCACGAUUCAGCUGUACGAUUGAUGUUCCGCGAAUGGACGCUGCUCGAUGAGAAUCGGUUAGAAGCUCGUUUGAUUAUGGCAACAACCGUCACGAGGAGCCUCAUGGAACAUACGUCAAUCAUUUACAAACGUGUUUAUGAUUAUAAUUCA
Molecule: messenger RNA, 735 nt
Organism: Mesorhabditis spiculigera
Lineage: Eukaryota; Metazoa; Nematoda; Chromadorea; Rhabditida; Rhabditidae
Source: the annotation of a GenBank genome assembly